UCAGUUGGCCCUCGAAGAUUCGCAUGACAAGAUAACCAUACCAUCCAUGUCUUGACGUUGGGACUAUCAACCGGAUAUUCAAAGCAAGGCCCUGAACGAAUAACUUGGCAGUGUUGGCACUGAGGUACGCAUUCUCUGCAGAGUGAAAACGGCUCACUAACGGCCCACGACUAUUUUUCAAACUCCGCACUGCGGGCCGCUUUCCCGAUCCUGGUUUCCUGAGUCUGGCAACUUACCAACUCCUCGUCAUGAAAGAUGCAAGUACACGAAUAUUGGACCAUCUAGUCCAUUUGACGCCUCCAGGGACUGUUCAGCAGGCUUCGGAUUCGUUCAAGUCCCUAGGAUUCAAAGUCCUCGAAGGAGGAACUCAUGCUGAUGGUCUCACCUCCAAUGUUUUGGUUGUAAUGGCCGACGGUGUAUAUCUAGAGCUAAUCGCCUUCACUCAUGCGGCAUCAUGGUAUCCUCUAGGCUCUGAUGAACGUCACCGACGUGAAUCGCACCGUUGGGCAACGAAACAGCCCGGAUGGAUUGACUUCGCCUUUCUCGGGAAUGGAUCAAAGACAACUCGAAUAUCAGAUAUCAUCAACGCGUGCGCGAGGCUAGAAGGCAGCGGAACCAUAUACCAAUCUGAAGUCGAGGUUGGUCGUAUACGCCCUGAUGGCGUAGAACUGAAAGGGCUUAUCACAUCACCUGCCGAAGAGGGUGUACUUCCGUUCUUUUGUGGGGACUUGAUGCCGCGAGAAUUACGGGUCCCGUUGCAACCUCCCUCUAACGUAGUGCAUCGGUGUACGGCUUCGGGGAUUGCUCAUAUUCGAGUCCUUGCCGAAAAUCGAUCAAUACAACAUCUGUCUCAGCAGUUCACAAGUGUCAUCGGCGAACGACCAGUGCUAUCUUCAUCACAAUCGUUCAAAUGGAGCGUCCAGCCAUCGGCAAUGGCAUCAUCGAAACGGACCUGCGAGCUAAUUCUGAGCGUACCCGUCAGCGAGGAGGAACACGCUUUUGUAGGCGAUAAAGAACAUCGCAUAUAUGAAAUCGGUUUCUGGGUGGAGGAAAGACAGCUACCCGGAAGUGUCGUGGCGCCUUACGGUAGAAUUACCUGGGUUAACGCUGAUUGAGGAGGCGCUGUAGGAAGUAUACUAUCCUCGCCCAUCGGCAUUCAAUCGCUACUCUCCUUCUUUGCGUGGUUUCCAAUCCAU
Molecule: messenger RNA, 1196 nt
Organism: Desarmillaria tabescens
Lineage: Eukaryota; Fungi; Basidiomycota; Agaricomycetes; Agaricales; Physalacriaceae
Product: glyoxalase-like domain-containing protein
Exons: 5
Coding region: 249-1115 (288 amino acids)
Source: RefSeq, a predicted model, not a curated record